AUGGCGAGGUCGAGCAAGAAGCUUGGUGAGAUCCUGGUCGGGGCGAAGCUGGUCACGCAGGAGCAGCUCGACACGGCCCUGGGGAUGCAGAAGGGGGCGGGCAAGCGGAUCGGCGAGAUGCUGAUCGACGCCGGGUUCGCGAAGGAGGAGGACGUCGCGAAGGCGCUCGCGAAGCAGUUCGGGCUUCGGUACGUGGACGUGUCCAAGCCGGAGAUCGCGGAGAAGAUCGACCUCUCGCUGCUCCCGGACGACCUGGUGAAGAAGCACCUGAUCCUGCCCCUGGGCAAGGCGAAUGGGCGGAUGCGUCUGGCGAUGCACGACCCGAAGAACCUGGACGUGCUGGACAUGCUGCGCUUCCGUUUGAACACGGAGGUGGACCCGUACAUCUCGACGCGUGGGAAGAUCAAGGCGUAUCUGGACAGCCAGGGGGCGGGCGCGAAGCUGCCCUCGAUGACGGACGCGACGGAGGAGUCGCUCGUCACGGACUCGAUCGACCGCUCGAUCGACCGCUCGAUGGACAAGUCGGUGGACUCGUCGAUCGACCAGGCGGCGGAAUCGGCGCCGAUCAUCAAGCUGUGCGCGCGCAUCAUCACGGAAGCCGUGAACAUGCGGACGAGCGAUAUCCACAUCGAGCCGAUGGCGGACCGCGUGCGCCUGCGGUACCGCAUCGACGGCGUGUGCAUGGAGCGCGACAACCUGCCCAAGCGCAUGCAGAACGCGGUGCUCGCGCGGUUCAAGCUCAUGGCGGGGAUGGACAUCUCCGAGAAGCGCGUCCCGCAGGACGGCCGCAUCAAGAUGCCCGUCGGCGACGCGACGAUCGACUUCCGCGUCAGCGCGUGCCCGGCGUACCACGGCGAAUCGAUCGUCCUGCGUAUUCUGCGUCCGGACGCGGUGCGCAUCGGCCUGGAGAACCUCGGGUUCGAGUCGGACAACCUGGAGGUGUUCAACAAGAUCAUCCGCCGGCCGAACGGCAUCUUCCUCGUCACCGGGCCGACGGGUUCGGGCAAGACGACGACGCUGUACUCGGCGCUGGACAUCCUGAACCGGCCGGACCGGAAGAUCAUCACGGCCGAGGACCCGAUCGAGUACGCGUUCACGGGGAUCAACCAGUGCCAGGUGCGCGAGAGCAUCGGGCUCUCGUUCCCGAUCAUCCUCCGCGCGAUGCUCCGCCAGGCGCCGAACAUCAUCCUGGUCGGUGAGAUCCGAGACAAGGACGUGGCGGAGGUGGCGAUCCAGGCGGCGCUGACGGGCCACCUGGUCUUCUCGACGCUGCACACGAACGACGCGCCGAGCUCGAUCACGCGUCUGAUCGACAUGGGCGUGAAGCCGUUCCUCGUCGCGUCGUCGAUCCAGGCGGUGCUCGCGCAGCGUCUGGCGCGUGUGCUCUGCGACCACUGCAAGGAGCCGGACCCGAACCCGGAUCCGAAAUUCAUGCGCCUCGUCGGCAUCACGCCGGAGGAGCGCGCGGCGCACACGAUCUACAAGGCGAUCGGCUGCGAGAAGUGCGGCGGGUCGGGGUACCGGGGCCGGAAGGCGAUCUUCGAGCUCAUGCAGAUGAACUCGGAGAUCCGCGACCUGGCGUUCCGCCAGGAGCCGCUCGUGCAGAUCCGGCGCGCGGCGAUCAACAACGGGAUGCGUUCCCUCACCGAGGACGGCAAGCUCAAGGUGCUCAAGGGCAUCACGACCCCCGCCGACAUCGCCCGCAUCACGCAGGCGGACGACAUCGCGUACGACGACGACGAAUGCCAACCCAUGUCCACGAUGCAGAUCGACAGGCUCCUCGACACGGUCAUCAAGCUCGGCGCCUCCGACCUCCACCUCACGGUGGGCCGCAAGCCGACACUCCGUCUGCACGGCGGUCUGAAGAACCUCGACACCAAGGUGCUCGAUUCCGACGACAUGGUCACGCUCAUGAAAUCGAUCACCUCCGAGCGCUCCCAGCAGGAGCUGCAGGAGGUCGGCUCGUGCGACUUCGGCUUCGCCUACGGCACCGAGGCCCGCUUCCGCGUGUCGGUGUUCCGGCAGCGCGGCGACAUCGCGAUCGUCUGCCGUCUGAUCCCGAACAAGCUGCUCACCUUCGAGCAGAUCGGUUUGCCGGAGCAAUGCCGCGAGCUGAUCCGGCGUCCCCGAGGGCUCUUCCUGGUGGGCUCGGACGUCCCGGACUUCGCCGAGGCGCUGCGACGGGCGCUGCGUCAGGACCCGGACUGCAUCCUGGUCGGUGAGAUGCGAGACCUGGAGACGAUCGAGGCGGCCAUCCGCGCGGCCGAGACGGGCCACCUGGUGUUCGGCACCCUCCACACGACCGGGGCGGCGAAGACGAUCGACCGCGUGGUCGACGCCUUCCCGGUGACGCAGCAGAACCAGAUCCGCGUCCAGCUCUCCACGGCGCUGCUCGCGGUGCUCAGCCAGGUCCUCCUCUCGCGGGUGGACACCAAGGGCAUGGUCGCGGGGUACGAGUUCCUCGUGGUGACCCCCGCGAUCGCGAACCUGAUCCGCGACAACAAGUCGUUCCGCAUCGAUUCCGCGAUCCAGACCGGCAAGAAGUUCGGCAUGCAGCUGCUCGACGAGCACCUGUGGUCGCUCUACACCCGCGGGAUGAUCGCGGCGGACGAGAUGGUGGACAAGGCGAAGAACCCGGAGGACCUGACGAGCCGCGUCCACAAAUUGGGCCGCCAGGUCGGCCGGGCGGAGCUCGACGAGCCGGACGAGGUUGGGCCUCCAGUACGUGCUGGCGGUCCCGAUCGAGAGGCUGAUGGCAUGUCGCAGAUUGAUCCCUCAGAACUGAAGAAGCGGAAGCUCGGGCGAGUGCUCACGAAGAUGGGCAAGGUGUCGCGCGAGACCGUGCACGAGGCGCUCUCGAAGCAGAAGGAGCGUCGGAUUCCUCUCGGCGAGCUGCUCGUCGAGCUCGGUCACGUGACCGAGCGGGACGUGAAGGCGGCGCUCGCCGGUCAGGCGGGCCUUCGGUUCGUGGACCUGGAUGAGUACGAGAUCGACGAGGAGACGCGGAACGCGGUGCCGGCCGAGACGGUUCAGGCGUACAACGUGAUCCCGAUCGAGUACGAGCCGAAAUCGAAGAAGCUGACGAUCGCGAUGAAGUCGCCGGACAAUUUCCGGGCGGUGGACGACCUGCGGCUGCUGAUGGGGUUCAAGGUGGACGCGGUGGUGGCGGACGACGAGCAGGUCGACGCGAUCAUCCAGGAGUCGUACGCGGGCAAGAGCACGUCGGUCGCGGACGUGGUGGGGGCGAUGGCGAGCGAUUCGAGCCUGCAGUCGCUGGCGAACAACCCGGCGGCGGCGGGGGCGUCGAUCGACCUCGAGGCGGUGCUGGACGCGUCCGAGGACAACAAGGUCAUCAAGCUGCUGAACCUGGUGCUGCUCCAGGCGAUCAAGGACCACGCGUCGGACAUCCACUUCGAGCCGUUCGAGGACGAGUUCAAGAUGCGGUACCGCAUCGACGGCGUGCUGUACGAGAUGGUGCCGCCGCCGAAGUACCUGGGCCCGGCGAUCACGUCGCGCGUGAAGGUCAUGGCGAACCUGGACAUCGCGGAGCGGCGCAUCCCGCAGGACGGUCGCGUUGAGCUGCAGGUGGGCGGGAACCCGGUGGACCUCCGCGUGUCGGUGCUGCCGACGAUGCACGGCGAGUCGGUCGUGAUGCGUGUGCUGGACCGUUCGAACGUCGAGCUGUCGCUCGACCGCAUCGGCCUGCGCCCGGACGACCUGGAGCUGUUCCGGACGGUGAUGCACCGGCCGAACGGGAUCGUGAUCGUGACGGGCCCGACGGGCUCGGGCAAGACGACGACGCUCUACGCGGCGCUGGCCGAGCGGAACACGAUCGACGUGAAGAUCCUGACGGCGGAGGACCCGGUCGAGUACGACAUCGACGGGCUGUGCCAGGUGCAGAUCAACACGGAGGUGGGGCUGACGUUCGCGGGGGCGCUCCGGAGCUUCCUGCGUCAGGCGUCGCUCACGGGCCACCUCGUGUUCUCGACGCUCCACACGAACGACGCGCCGAGCUCGGUCGUGCGUCUGCUGGACCUGGGGCUGGAGAACUUCCUGCUCACGGCGACGCUCGAGGCGAUCGUGGCGCAGCGGCUGGUCCGGACGAUCUGCCCGAAGUGCAAGGAGCAGUACACGCCGACGGAGGAGCAGCUCAUGGAGCUGGACCUGACGCCGGAGGAUGUGUCGGGGCGGACGUUCUUCCGCGGGCGGGGCUGCCAGAACUGCCACGGGUCGGGGUACAAGGGCCGGAGCGCCCUGUUCGAGAUCAUGACGGUCGACGACACGAUGCGCGACCUCAUCAUGAACAGCGCGAGCACCUCGGUCAUGCGCGACGAGGCGCGGCGGCGCGGGAUGCGGACCCUGCGCGAGUCCGGCCUGCUGACGAUCUACGAGGGCCUGACCACGAUCGACGAAGUGGUCCGGGAGACGAUCCAGUCGCCCGGCACCGUUGACCAACGGAGCAGAGACAUGGCGACGUUCCAGUACGAAGCGCUCGACAAAGCGGGCAAGAAGCAAAAAGGCACGAUCGAGGCCGCGACGAGCGAAGACGCGAUCCAACGCCUCCGGAUGCAGGACUUCUUCCCGACGACGGUGCGCGAGCAGAAGACGAAGAAGGCCAAGGGCGGCGCCAAGGAGGAAUCCGGCGGCCCGACGGACCUGCUCGCGGUGCCGACGGGCAAGAAAAAGAAGAAGGGCGGCGCGAUCACGAUCGGCGGCGUGAAGCCGAAGCAGCUCACGACGUUCACGCGUCAGCUCUCGACGCUGCAGGACGCGGGCCUGCCUCUGCUGCGGUCGCUGCAGAUCCUGGAGAGCCAGCUGAAGCCGGGCCUGCUGAAGAACGUGCUGAGCGGCGUGGUGGAGGACGUGGAGGGCGGCUCGUCGCUGUCCGAGGCGAUGGCGAAGCACCCCAAGGCGUUCAACAACCUGUACUGCAAGAUGGUGAACGCGGGCGAGAUCGGCGGUGUGCUGGACGUGAUCCUGCAGCGUCUGAGCGAGUUCAUGGAGAAGGCCGAGCGUCUGAAGCGUCGCGUCAAGGGCGCGAUGAUCUACCCGUCGGCGGUCAUCAUCGUGGCGAUCGGCAUCGUCUCGGGCAUCAUGUACUACAUCAUCCCGAAGUUCACGGAGAUCUUCGCGGACUUCGGCGUGGAGCUCCCGGGCCCGACGCUCAUGCUGAUCAACGCGUCGAGCUGGAUGGCGGGGAACUACCCGACCGAGGGCGCGAUGCCGGUGCCGGGGAUCGUGUACGUGGUGUUCUCGAUCCCGCUGUUCAUCAUCUUCUGGAAGCUGAUCCGGAAGACGAAGCCGGGCAAGGCGAUCACGGACAUCAUCCUCGUGAACAUCCCGGUGAUCGGGACGCUCAUCAAGAAAACAACGGUCGCGCGGUUCACGCGGACGCUCGGGACGCUCAUCGCGGCCGGCGUUCCGAUCCUCGAGGCGAUCAGCAUCACGCGGGACACGUCGGGCAACUACGUCUUCGAGAAGGCGCUGGGCAACGUGCACGACUCGAUCCGCGAGGGCGAGUCGUUCGCGGGCCCGCUGCGCGAGAGCAAGGUGUGCGACCCGAUCGUGGUGAACAUGAUCGACGUCGGCGAGGAGACGGGCGACAUGGACACCAUGCUGCUGAAGAUCGCGGACAACUACGACGAGGAGGUCGACGUGGCGGUCGGCUCGCUGGUCGCGCUGAUCGAGCCGAUGCUGGUGCUCGUGCUGGGCACGGUGAUCGGCGGCAUCGUGAUCGCGAUGUUCCUCCCGCUCGUCCUCGUGACGGUCUCGAUCAUCGCGGUGCUGCUCACGAUCGUGAUCGUGUCGUUCGGACGCGUGCGCGACGAGGCGCGGCGCUCGAUCUGCGACCGGCUGCUCAAGAACAUCGAGCAGGCGGUGCAGGUGUUCGAGAAGGACACGGGCUACGCGCCGCCGCUGCUCGUGCCGAACAACUCGUCGUACGAGUUCCAGGUCGGGAUGCCCUCGUCCCGUUCCGAGACGAUCGUGCCCGAGGCGCAGGCGGACCCGCAGGAGGCGCUGCGCGACGCGCGGUACCUGAGCGAGUACUCGCUCACGGCGUACCUCAUCGGGAUGGGCGACAUCGACGGCGACGCGGGGGCCGGGAUCAACGGGGUCUUCCCGUCGACCGCGAUGGACGACGGCGCCGAGGGCGCGGGCAUCCGCAACCCGGGGCGGGACAAGUCCUGGGGCGGCGCGGCGGACCGCGCGAACCACGACGCCGAGACGACGGGGCGCGUCUUCGGGCCGUACCUCGACGUGGCGUCGCUCGGCGACGAGCUGCAGGUCGACCCGCUGACGGGGAUGUACCGCAUCCACGACGCGUACGACUCGCCGAUCCGGUACUACCGCUACUGGCCCAAGUUCCUCUACGACUCGGGCGACCGCGUGCAGUCGGUCGCGAACAUCCCGUACGAGCUGCUGGAUUUCAGCAACCUCGCGGCGCACAUCGAGUUCGGCGACGACCUGAGCCUGACGGCGAACCGCGACCUGUUCACGAGCGAGUACAUGCUCGUCUCCGCCGGCGCGGAGCGGCUCGAGUUCAUCCAGUCGCCCUCGGGCCGGCCGCUCGAGGCGUUCGGGGACGUGACGUUCGACGAGUCCUCUGGCGCGACGAUGUACGUCGAGCCGGACAACACCGGCCUGUCGUCGAUCUUCUCGUCGCCGGUCGAGCCGAUCUGGACCGGCACCAAGCCUGACACAACCCGGCGUCGUUUCGGCUUCUCGCUGCUCGAGCUGCUGAUCGUGAUCUCGGUGCUGGCGAUCCUGGUGACGAUCAUCGCGGGCGCGGGGAUCCGGAUCAUCUCGGCGCAGCGCGAGCGGAUCACGCUCAACGUGCUGCAGUCGCUCGACCGGGCCCUGGAGGAGUUCAUCGCGGUGACGGGCGGCAUCCCGGCGUUCCCGCUCGAGCAGGACCAGCUGAACCUGCUGUACGAGGACGUCCCGGGCCUGAGCACGAUGACCCCGGAGGGCUUCGGGCAGUUCGCGGACCCGUACAACGACAUCCCCACGCUGAGCGACGGGUACCCGGUGCGCCCGGACGCGGCGGUGUUCCUGCGCCAGUCGCAGGGCUUCGACACCGUGCGGGCGAUCCUGGAGGCGAUCCCCGAGCGGUUCCUGGUGCUCACGCUCCGGGGUGGCCAGAUCGAGAGCGAUCAGGACGCGCGGGCGAAGGACCAGCCCUCGGUCAUCGACGCGUGGGGCGAGCCGACGUGGCGGGGCGAGCAGCCGGCGCAAGGCGUGCAGCAGUUCGUCUACUACGUGCACCCCAAGAACCGCCUCGCGCAGGACGUGUACGGCCGGUGCCUCAACGGCCGCCCGUACUUCAUGAGCGCCGGGCCGGACAAGCUCUACGGGCACCCGUCCGAGCUGGAGCUGAUCGCGGCGGCGUACCCGGAAGCGGACCAGAACAACGCCUCGUCGCUGCUCCAAGCGGCGCGGGCGGACAACCUGUACUCGUACGACGUGGACACGGAGUUCGACGUCGAAUUCACCAUCAUCUCGGCCGCGCGACACGGCGCGCCCGCGGGGAUCCUGCGCCGCGCGUUCACGAUCUUCGAGAUGCUCAUCACGAUCUCGAUCAUCAUCCUCGCGACGGCGAUCGUGAUCCCGGCCUUCGGGCGGAUCAUCGAGUCGUCGAACUUCGCCGCGGCGGUGAACACGGUGACGGCGACGCUGGGCAACGCCCGGGCGCUGGCGAUCAAGAACAACGAGUUCACGGCGGUGGCGUUCCUCUUCGACACGGAGACGGAGACGUACACGCUGCUGCCGCUGGAGCUGCUCUCGGACGCGGGCGGGUCGCUGACGCUGUAUUCGUCCGCCAACCCGGCGACGCGGGCGCACGCGUACCGGCCGGCGCAGGCGACGGUGCCGGUGGAGCUGCCCAAGGGCGUGGCGGUGUACGGGUUCUCGUUCCUGACGGAGCCGGCGGGCUCGCUGAUCGACAACGGCGCGGGCGGGAUCGACCCGACGCGCCACUGGUACGCGGGCGAGCUGUUCAUGAAUUCGGGGGACCUGGUGCGCCCGUGGAUCUUCCCGCGGAACGACCCGCGCCACUUCUACGAGGACGGCGAGGACCCGUACGACGCGAUCCGCUCGGGCACGAACACCAACGACGCGGACACGGCCCUGCGCCACGCGCAGUCAUUCAUGAUCCAGUUCUCCCCCGAGGGGACGGUCGUCGACUCGUACCCGGGCGCCGGCAUCGACCACUUCACGGCGUACAUCGAGUACCCCGACCGCCCGCAGGACGAGCGGAACGGGACGAUCGACCCGUCGACGGGCGAGUUCACGCCGUACGACGACGCGAACGCGUUCGACCCCGAGAACCGGAUUGAGCUUGGCUCCCCGGCCGACGCGCAGGAGAACCCGGAGGUCGUCCUGCGCAACGCGGCGCAGCUCGCGGUGGUCUCGCUCGACGAGCUGCGCCGGGGCGUGCCGGAGCUCAUGGGCAUCCAGGAUGUCUGGUUCGUGCGGCCGGCGGACGGGACGAUGGGCUUCGACGUGGCGCCCGUGCGGGCGGACCUGGAGAUGGCGGGCCCGUACUACCUCGAGGAGACCACGAUCGCCGUGAGCGACUGGAUCGACGACAACGCCGAGAUCAUUUCCUUCAACCGCUACACCGGCAACAUCGUCAUGAUGGCCACGGUGAUCCUGGGCCUGGGCAUCCUCGGGCUGCUCGCGCUGUUCGCGGGCACGGCCCGGCAGCAGCAGGAGGCGACCGACGCGACGCGCUCGCUCCAGGUGACGCGGAACGCGCAGGCGCUGAUCGGCCCGAACGUCGGCCGCCUGACGGACAUCGACGACGACCCCCUCACCGGCGCGCUGAGCAACCUGAUGCCGGACAUCUGGUACCCGAUGACCUCGGUGGGGCCGAACCUGGACCAGACCGAGCUCGUCCCCCGCGCGUCGAGCGGUUCCGUCGGCGGGCUGUUCUUCCUCGCGGACACGAACGCGUACGUGCCGUUCGAGAUCUACUCCGGCUCCCAGACGAGCUACGCGCAGGGCAUGCCCGGCGCGUUCUGCAACGGCGCGGGCAGCGGCCAGUUCUCCGGCGCGAGCAUGGACUUCGACGACCGGCGCCUCGAGGCGUGCUCGCUCACCUCGGUCAUCGUGACGAUCGUGGAGUACAACCCCGCCACCGGCGACACGAGCAACCCGACGGAAUUCGUUUACGACCUCGCCUUCGUGGGCACCGGCUCGACCUACGGCAACAGCGCGUACUACAUCGGGCCGAACCACGGCGGCAACCUCGUCUUCGGCAGCGGCGGGCCCUGCAACCGCCAGCUCUGGGAUCAACCCGACUGCGGCAACCCCGGGCACGAUUUCAUCCGCAUCGACCUGCAGGAGACGCCCGAGGACGGCACCAUCCGGGCGAACAUCGCGGACUUCACAAACCCGCUUUUCUCGAACCCCGGGGCCUUCGGCUUCCUCCAGCCCCGCGUCGAGCGGAUCGUGAUCCCCUCGCCGUUCCAGUACCGCCGCUCCCGGCUCGUCUCGCUCGCGGACCGGAUCGUGCACACGACGAACAGCAAGGGCGAGCGCGUAGCGGACCUGGGCUACUCGCUCCUGUUCCGGCGCAGCGCGGUCGGGCUGACCGAGGUGAUGGCGGCGACGUACAAGAUCCGGCAGACGCAGUCCGGCUCGACGUUCGAGCCCCAGGAGGACUUCACGUCGGUGUACGCCGGGAACAUCUCGGGCGGCGACUCGUCGCUCGGGCCGCUGCGCCGCGUGACGGUCAAGCUGGGCUUCGACGACGACGAGUCGCGCGAGCAGUACUACAUCGAGGUGGACAUGCCGAGCGACCGCUGGGUCGUCGAGCCGGGCACGGUGCUGCUCGUGCAGGGCGACGCGACGGGCGGCCCGACGGAGGGCUCGGAGAUCUCGGCGACGGUGGAGUCGUUCGUCCAGGAGGACGACGACGGCCCGUUCCGCGGGUACCUGAAUCGGGCGCCGCGGAACCGCCGGCGGAUCCUGCUCAACAACAUCAACGAGGAGCGCGACGUGGCCGUCUGGGCGGUGCAGCCGCGCGUGCAAUCGCGCGACGGCUCCACGUGGGCGCUCGAGGGCAUCUCGAUCGAGCCGGUGCUCCUGUUCGAGGUGUUCCAGAGCGUCGGGAACAUCGUCUCGCAGGGUUCGGCGAUCGCGGAGGUCGACCAGCUCGCGCGGGCGAUCGAGCGGCAGAUCCGCGACGAUUUCGACGCGAUGAACUCGAUGCGCGCCGAGGACACGUUCCUGGCGAUUCGCAACCGGAUCGUGACGGACGUCUACCUCUCGCGCGAUGACAUGGAGGCGGACCUGCGCGAGGGCACGGUGGGCACGCCCUUCUCGCGGAUCAUCCCCGAGACGCGGCUCGACGAGAUCAUGUUCAUCGGGCAGUCCACGGAGGACGCGUUCGUCUCCUACGAGAAGGAGCCGAACAACGUCCUGAACACGACGACGGGCACGGUCUUCGUGCCGGGCGUGGUGAGCUCGCGGUACGCGCGGAUCUACUACGGUCACGGCCUGCGGCCGGUGCCCGAGCCGCGCGACCUGGAGCCGAACACGCCGUUCGUGCGUGUGGCGGACGGGGACUUCGGCGCCCCGCGCGACGAGGCGAACCGGGACAACAUCUUCGGGGUCGGCAACGGCAUCAGCUACGAGACGAUCGACGGCACGGGCGGGGCGGUCGACACCGACCAGAUCUCCGACGACGAGCGCAACCGCUACGCGGGGGACUGGCCGCUGGCGCGCCAGGCGCUGCUGCUGCACGACGAGGGCGGGACCAUCAUGGGCCGGCCGUCGGUGGGCGGUCCGAGCGGCCCGAGCUCGAUCAUCGGCACGCAGCGCGAGUACGCGCCGUACAUCCGCGACCUGCAAUCCGAGAACCGCUUCGUGAUCACGGAGCGCGACCCGGACCCGGGCCCGACGGACGUCGCGCUCCAGGCGCCGACGCCGGUGGUCCCCGAGGACCUGCCCAACCCGCGCCUGAUCCGCCACGGGCGGACGGACAUCUGCGCGCAGUCGCUCGAGGAGGCGAAGCGCUGGCUCGAGGGGGCGCAGGCGGCGCUGCCGCUGCCGCCGGUGGGCACGCCCUUCACGAACGCGCCGUUCGUCGACGCGACGGCGUGGAGCGGCGGGGCGUGGGACGUGGCGCCGACGACGCCGGGCGGCGCGGUCACGGACUCGAGCACGAGCGACGAGCGCGACGAGCCGCUGUGGAUCCGGUUCUUCGUCGACAGCCCCGCCGGGCUGAACCUGCGUCUGCAGAACAACCUCCGCGAGAUCCAGACGGCGAUCGCCGGGUGCUUCACGCGCCUGCUCGUCGAGACGGACCCGCCGGACGUGGACCGCGUGGUGGACCUCGCGUCGGCGUCGACGUCGUCGACGGCGCCGGAGGACGCGCUGAUGGACCUGCACGCGACGCUCGCGCCGCGCUGCUCGCGGUUCGAGAUCGCCUGGUCCGACGGCUCACGCUGGGACAACUCCGUGACGCCGGUCUCCAGCACGACCUUCUCGAACAACUUCUACCGGCCCGUGGAAGAGGACAUCAACCCGGGCGACCGCAUCUGGUUCGACUACAACUUCACCCGACGCGACCUGUGGCUCAUCCAGCCGCGGUACAGCCUGCGGACGCCGGGGCGGAUCUUCCAGGACCCCGAGAUCCUGCCGGGCGAGGCGCCCUCGUCGGGCGCGUCGGACCCGCCGAUCUUCCGCACGUCCUGGAGCGGCCUCCCGGGCGUGGCGGGCGAGCGCGGGCUGCGGCUCAACAUCGACGCGAACGCGAUGGGCGGCGCCAUCUCGAACACCUACGACCCCCUGCGCACCGGCGGGGCGACCGGCGACGACGAGUUCGCCGACAACGACGACGAGGAGUACCUCGCGAUCUUCCCCUUCCGCCUGCUCUCCGAGAGCGGCGGCCGCACCGCGGGCUACACCUUCGACCGUAACGACAUGACACGCAGCAACACCACAAGCCGAUUCGCACGCCGGGACAAGCGCGGGACGGUGCUCAUCUUCGCGGUGGGCGCCCUCGCCGUCAUCGCGAUCGUCGCGGUGUCGUACGUGAGCGUGGUGCGCAUCGAGCGCAACUCCGCCGCGGCGGUCACGAGCCAGUCCAACCUGGGCGAGUCGAUCGACAUCGUCUCGAACGAGAUCAAGGCGGUCCUCGCGGCCGACCUCUUCGGGAACAAGGUCGUGACGCCCUCGACGCCGGAGUUCCUCGGCGCGGGGAACGAGGGCGUCCGCGUGCGCCCGCGCAUGUUCGAGGACAUGGAGUUCUCCGACUACCCGAUGGUGGACGCGCUGGACAUCGCGCUGAACCAGCCGCCGGCGUCGGCCUCGCGCUACAGCUUCGACAGCCGCUUCUACGGCGACCCGGCCUCGCCCCCGAACGUCCCGAUGCCGGGCGACGGCUUCGUGCUCGAGGAGGACAUGGACGUGAUGUCGCUCAGCACGACGACGCGGAUCGGCCGCCGCUUCGAGACGGCGCCCCCCGACGACGCGUGGCUGGCGACAACGGAGCCGGAGUACCACGACCCGACGAUCACCGAGGCGACGCUCAACCCGCUGAUCGUGUGGCGGAACAUCACGAACCUGCGCAGCGCCUACCACUGGGUGGAGCGCGAGCGGAACCAGGACGUGCAGCUCUGGGUGCGCGACCACGGCCGCUUCGCGGACCUCGCCGAGUUCUUCAACACGAGCACGAACCUCGCGAACCAGAUCGCGCCGCCGAGCACGAUGUUCGGCGACGCGGGGCGCGACAUCAGCGUCGUCGACCCGGAGUACGGGAGCGUGGGCCACACCAACGGCGGCAUGCUCAACACCGAGACGGUCGGCGGCGACGCGAACACGCGACUCCGCACCGCGGUGUACGACGUGCAGAUGCGGUACAUGGCCGAGAGCGUCCCCGGCACGCCGAAUUUCCGGGCCGCGAGCAGCGGGAGCAUCGUCCCGCGCGUCCUCGUCACGCCCACGAGCGGCGACGGGGAGUACGACGCGAUCGACGAGCGCUGGUGGGUGGACACCGACGGCGACCUGCGCCCGGACGCCCGCUGGCAGCAGUUCGACUCGCUCGGGAGCCUGGGCAACCUCGUCUGGGUGGUGGGCACGCGGAUCAUCGACGCGUCCUCGCUCGUGAACGUGAACUCGUCGAUCGCGUUCGACGGCUUCGGGUCCGGCGCGGUGGACGACCAGAUCGCCUUCGGCCACACGCCGGCGGACAUCGACCUGUUCCGCCUGCUGAGCCGCGCCGCGGACGGCCCGGGUUACUACGCGAACGAACUCGUCGACGUCUCCCGCCUGGGCGACGCGUACCGGCGCUCGCACCUGCCGCUGGGGCUGGGGCUGACGGAGUUCGGCCGCCCGGCGUCUGAUCUGAGCAUCUUCGAGGAGAUCGCCGAGCCGUCGCUCGGGUUCAUGGGGAUGCCCAGCGCGCUGGCGCUGCCGUACAUCGACGACGUGAACGGCGACCUGGGCACGAACUACGCGGUGCAGGUGCCCAACCGGAACCUGCGCUCGGCGUACUACGACUUCGUGGGCAACGCGCCGCAGGAGAACGACCUCGAGGGCGACAUCACGUACCCGAUGCGCGACGUCUACGACCUGAUGGCGUUCUGGGGCACGAACCACAUCUCGACGGUGUCCAAGGUCGAGCAGCGCCUCGACGGCCCGGAAUCCAACCCGCUGUACCCGCGCACGCUCGCGGACUACCGCGACUUCGACUCGGGCCCCUUCGGCCCGAUGGCCUCGCUCCAGGACCCCGCGACGCAGCGCGUCUACGACGCGACCAACCCCGAGCCGGACAUCACCGAGCUGCGCAGCGCGGUGCGGAACUCGAUCACGACGAUCUCCGGCGUGGGGAACUUCUCGCCGGUGCCGGUGCUGAACAACAGCGAGGAGUUCCGGUCGGUGCAGUUCCGCGAGAAGAUCAACUUCCGCGAGCUGGCCGACGCGUCGAACGACCGGGAUACCAACGGCCGGUCGAGCAUCACGGGCGAGACAGUGCGCCCGGUGUUCGAGGCGUUCACGUGGGCGCUGGCGCCGUUCGCGACGGACCAGCCGUACACGUCGGAGCUGGCGGAGGCGCGGGCGAACCUGUUCGACCCCGCGAACUACGGCAAUCCCUCGAUAUUCCACUACGGCGGCGGCAAUUCCAUGCCCGGCAGCUGGCUCGCGGAACUGCUGUUCGUCAAUCCCCAGGACCUCUCGCCCUACAUUCCGGACCCGGGGCCGAGCGUCGCGCUCAUGACCGCGGCAUCGCUGACGGCGAACCUGAUCGACGCGAUGGACAGCGACGACAAUCCGACGGACAUGAUCAACGUGGACUUCCCGACCGUGCUGCGCGUGCUCCCGCGUCAGAACCGGCUGGACGGCCGUCGUGAGUUCACGGACAACGUGAACACGCUCCCGAUCGAACUCGGCCUGAACAUGGCGCACGGCGAGGUCAAUCCCUUCCACAGCCCGGCGAACGGGAUGCAGGUCGGCGAUUUCUUCGGUGAAGCCGUUAUGGAUAUGGACGCGGAGAGCUUCCUCGACAGCUUCGACGGGAUGACGGCCGAGAACCAGAUCACCAACGACGGCCUGACCGUCGUCGGUCUCGAAGCGCAGCCGUUCAUCACGGACGCGGUCUCCUUCGCGUUCUACACGGACUCGGCGGGCGAUUCUGCGGGUGCGGUGCAAGACGGCAUCAUCGAUCCGGAUACCGAUCAACUCGGCUCGUUUUUCGCGGUCAAGCUCUUCAAUCCCUGGCCGAAGGCGAUCCAGGUCGACAACAGCUUCCAGAUCGUCAUCCCGACGGAUCCGACGGGGAACACCCGUCCGCAGCUCGGGAACACCAAUAUCCCGGAGGAUUCCCUCGAUCUGCGUUUCGUGUUGCCUUCGGCCACGAUCGACGCGCGUCAAGAGGUCAUUUUCUACUGGUCGGUCGGCGUGGACGCGCCGCCGUGGCGCGGCGAGUUCGUCGGUGGUCAGGAGAUCGAGACGGCGCUCAUCCAGGCGAUCCAGAACGACGCGGGUCUGCCGAUGAUCCCGUUCGCUCCCGGACCGACCAACAACCCGAUGGCGACGGUGUCGUACACGAACGUGAUGUUCCAGCGAAACACGGCGGACGCGCUGCCGGUGCUCCUCGUGCGCAGCUUGACCCGCGAUGUGAACGACACAACACAGGCCUCCAACACGACCGGCGAUUCCACCGGCAUCCCCAUGCGAUGGCUGGUCAUCGACCGUUUGCGCACCGAUCCGGGGAACGUCUUCCCGGCUGUGAUCCCGAAUGGUACGACCGUCAACCUGCACGAAGACAUCGGCGCCUCCCCAUUCAACGAUUCCGAUCUCCUGAAUUUCUUCUUCGAUCCUGACCACCCGAUGGAAGAUCGAGACGAUCUCCCGCCGGAGAUCAGCGGCCGCAUCAUGGUGAUGUCGAGCCUCUCGCGUCCGAAGCAAGUCGGAUUGAAUGGCGGGUGGCCGACCACCGUGAUCGAGCGUCCCUCGGACAACCUGCUCACGAUUUUCGAUCCGACAAACACGGUUCCGGGGUUCACGCCGAUUCAGAACGACCCCGCGGAGCGGAGCUAUUUCGGUCAGAUCUGGUUCACGUUGCCGGCACCGGUCGGCGCGCCCGAGCCGGCAGCCGCGCUGCACCCGCGCGAGUCACCGGUGCUCUAUCUCUUCCAAGAGGGGAAUUCUUCCAACGCCCCGUCCAUCCUCCGCAAUUCACUCAUGUCCGGGACCCGCCAGCACGUGCUGGACGAGAACAGCAUCGGCUCGGCGUCGACCGUUGGCACCGUGCCGAGCUUCCAACUCUACGUGCCGGACAGCCCGCUCAACACGGUGGCGGAGAUCGGGCAGCUCUCGAUCUUUGCGCACACAUGCUCGGGUCACAACCUGACGCUGCUCGAGAACUGGCUGACGGCCUCAGAGAAGAUGGGUCUGGCGAUGGGCAUGCUGCGCAGCGGCGUUGCUGAUCCGUACUUCGCUACGCUCGACCCGACGCGGUACAUGUUCGACGGCGCGUCCGGCGACGGCGACCUCGAGAACAUUCUGCCGGCGAGCGGUUCGAUCCCCGACAACCUCACCGUCCCCCUCGCCACGCGCGUGUACGACUGCUUCGAAGCGCUCUCGACGCUCGCGGACAUCAAGCAGGGCGUGAUCAACGUCAACACGGCGAGUGCCCGUGUGCUCGAACUGCUCCCGUUCGUGAAGCCGGCGCAGACGUACAUGGCGCCGGACGGGACGGUCCUGCCAUCGGGCGUGGGCGUGGCGAGUCGGCGCGCGAACAUGAUCGUGGAGUACCGCGACCGCGUCGCGAGCCCGGAAGUGAGCUCGAACACCCGCCCGUCCCCCGAUUUCACUCAAGUCGGGAACGUCAACCCGACCGGGCUCGGCGCCAGCCUCCGGAACUCCAGAAGCCCCGCGACCGGGCGCGACAACGCCGGCAUCACCGCGAUUGGCGAGCUGUCGCUGCUCGAUCUGUGGGACCCCGCGACGGGCGCUGUUUCCAACGCGACCAACGGCUUCGGCUUCUUCGGCAGCAACACCGUCAACGACGGCGCCGGCGUCGGCGGGUUCCUGCCGCUCGGCGGGAACUUCCUCGACCCGACGCCCGGGACGAACGGCAUGGACCCGAUCGACGACCCCGAGGAGCGCAACCGCAUCUUCAGCGCCGUCUCCAACAUGGUGACGACGCGGUCGGACGUGUUCCUGGCGUGGACGGUCAUCCGCGGGUACGACCCUGACGAGAUCGAGCGGAUCACGAUCCCCGCGGGGAACCCGGAGGAGGCGCUGCUCGAGCUCGAGCCGGCCUUUGACCGGCGUUACCUGCUCGUGCUCGACCGGUCGAAUGUCCGCGAGCCGACGGACCGCAUCGCCUUCGAGUCGCGCGUCAGUAGCGGGGGACCGUCUCGUCCACCGCGCGGAGCGGACGCCGUGGUGGCAGAAGACGAUCACGUCGCGCUCCUCCGCGAGGUCGCGGACGUCCUCGAUCCGCGCCUCGAUCUGGUCGAGCGGGACGUGCUCCGCCCCGCCAAUGCUCGCGAUGGCGAGCUCGUCGUCGCGACGGCAGUCCAGCAGAAUCGCGUCCUUCGCGGCCCGAUCGCGGGCGGUGCGCGGGGUGACCUCGAAUUCGGUGUUCAGACGGCUGCCCGGUGGCAUGCCCUGCUCGUCCAGCGGCGUCUCGCUCACGGCGUGACGCGCCAGGGCCGCGGCGCCCCGGAAGGGCAGGAGGAUGCCGUCGCCGACGACGUCCCGGAUGGGGACGCCGACGAGGUCGAUCAGGGUGUAGGUGUCCUCGGCGUCGAGGGCGGAGAGGGCCGUGGGGUGGGCGCCGCCGGCGCGUUGCUCCUGGUGGACGCGCCGUUGAGGCUGGGGCCGGUCGCGGGCGUCAUCGGCGCCGUGUCCGCGGAGAUCGCGGCGAGCGUCUGGCUCUGGCCGAUGGUGACGCGUGACUCGGAUCGGGGGAUGUCAUACGUCGAAAUGAUCGCGGAAUCGGACGCCACGGGCCGCCUCGCGGAGCUGUACAAGCGGGGCGGGAACCCGGACGGCAGCGUGGACAACGUCCUGAAGGUGCACUCGCUGAACCCGGAGUCGCUCCACGCGCACCUGGAGGUGUACAUCGCGUCGAUGCAUCGCCCGUCGCCGUUGUCUCGUGCCGAGCGGGAGAUCGUGGCGGUGAUCGUGAGCCGGCUGAACGGCUGCCGCUACUGCGCCCGCCACCACGGGGAGGGGCUCCGUCGGCUGCUCAGGGGUGAGCGCGACGGGCUCGUCGAGGCGCUGUGGGCGGGGGACGAAUCGGGGCUCACGGAGCGGGAAUCGGCGAUGGCGGGGUACGCGAAGCGGUUGACGAGCGAGCCGUCGAGCGUGGGGCGGUCCGAUAUCGACGCGCUGCGAUCGGCGGGGCUGGAUGAGAGGUCGAUUGUCGACCUGGCGUGCGUUAUUGCGUAUUUCGCGUACGCGAACCGGGUGGUGCUGGGCCUGGGGGCGGAGCUGGAGGCGGAGGGGGGCGGCGCGGAGCGGCCGAUGCUCAGAGCACGACCGGGCGUUCGAGGACGAGCGCGACGGGAUCGGUCCGGAGAGGUGCUCGUGUCCGAACUUUCGAAUCAUGGGAUCAACCUGUGGAGCGGGAUGCCCGUGCACCCCGGCGUGGCGCUGCGCCUGCUCCGCGAGUCGGUGGAAGAGCCGACGAACGAGGUCCUGCUGCGCAAAACGCUGGCGAUGGACCCGGCGCUCUCGCUGGCGGUCUUCCGCCACGCGGUGCGGUCGGUGUCGGCGUCGCUCGACGGGGCCUCGACGUACCGCGGGCUGGUCGACCGGCUGACGGUGCCGGUGUGCCGCUUCGCGGCGGUGCGAGCGAUCGUGAACGCGUCGAACGAGGACGUGCCGGCGAGAUCGAUGUCGGCGCGGUGGCGUCGGGCGCAUGUGCGGUCGUCGAUCGCGCGGGCGCUCGCGGCGGUGUCGCAGCGUGUGGACCCGGACCUGGCGGCCGUCGCGGCGCUGCUCUACGACGCCGGCGGGUUCCUGGAAGCGGACUACUGGCAGGCGCGGACGAUCGAGGUGCUCGAGCAGCACGGCACGCCCGAGGCGAUCCUGAACAAUAUUCGAGACGCGUUCCAUGUCUCGCGGGACGAGCGCCCGCUGGACGCGGAGGUGCUGGCGGUGGCGGACGAGGCCUCGCGGAGCAUCUACCACGCGGACGACGAGGAGGCGGAGAUCCCGACGCACGUCGCGCCCGAUCUGCGCGAGAGCCGGUGGGAGCACAUCGUCCGGGACGCGGUCGAGGACGCGGAGACGGCGCUGCAGAUGCCGGAGGCGCCGUGGUCGCAGAUCCGCGAGGACGCGGUGCGCGUGCUCGCGGAGAUGGCGGGGGCGGCGUUCGAGGAGGUCAACCGCCUGCGCACGAGGACGCGCGAGCUGUCGCGCCAGGUCGCGACGGACGCGCUCACGGGGCUGUACUCGCGCCUCGCGUUCACGCAGCGGUUCGACGAGGAGAUGGAGCGGGCGCGGCGCGACGGGCUGCCGAUCACGCUCCUCCUCUUUGACCUCGACGGGUUCAAAGAGAUCAACGACACCUACGGGCACCCCGCGGGCGACGCGUACCUCACGGCGACGGCCGGGGUGCUCCAGUCGUGCGCCCGCCGGAUCGACGUGGUGGCGCGGUACGGCGGCGAGGAGUUCGCCGUGAUCCUUCCGCACACGAACCUCGCGGGCGCGACGGCGAUCGCCGAGCGUCUGCGCCGGAGCGUCGAAUCGCUCGAGGUGGACCACGACGGGACCACGAUCAAGACAACGGCGAGAUGA
This is a messenger RNA of Symbiodinium necroappetens, 19266 nucleotides long. NCBI's taxonomy places the organism in Eukaryota, Dinophyceae, Suessiales, Symbiodiniaceae. The record is from the annotation of a GenBank genome assembly.